Molecule: messenger RNA, 1363 nt
Organism: Nymphaea colorata (pocket water lily)
Lineage: Eukaryota; Viridiplantae; Streptophyta; Magnoliopsida; Nymphaeales; Nymphaeaceae
Product: structure-specific endonuclease subunit slx1
Exons: 4
Coding region: 62-1096 (344 amino acids)
Biological process (GO): double-strand break repair via homologous recombination
Cellular component (GO): Slx1-Slx4 complex
Molecular function (GO): crossover junction DNA endonuclease activity; 5'-flap endonuclease activity
Source: RefSeq, a predicted model, not a curated record
AAAACAAACAAGACCCUCGUCUCUCUCUCUCUCUCUCGCUGUGUCUCUGUUCUAGGUGAGAAUGAGGAAGCGCGGUCGUCCCCGUUCGAGGCCGGAUACUGGAAUUGCCGACCCGGAAGGCGACGACAGUGACGCGAGGAAGACGAGGGCAACGCUGAAUGCAAGGAAGCGCGAUUUCUUUGCCUGCUACCUUCUCUGUUCUCUAUCCCCUAGGUUUAAGGGGCACACUUAUAUUGGUUUUACUGUCAAUCCUCGAAGACGUAUCAGGCAACACAAUGGUGAAAUAACGUCUGGUGCAUGGAGAACAAAGAGGAAACGACCUUGGGAGAUGGUUUUAUGUAUCUUUGGGUUUUCCUCCAAUGUUGCUGCUCUCCAGUUUGAAUGGGCAUGGCAACAUCCAAGAGAGUCUUUGGCUGUAAGAGAUGCAGCUUCGGGAUUGAAAUCGCUUGCUGGCAUCGGUGGUAAGAUUAAGCUUGCGUACACAAUGCUCACGCUUCCGGCUUGGAAAGGUGCCAACCUGACAGUGAAUUUCUUCUCAACAAAGUACACGAAGCUCGCUGCUGGUUGCCCAGCAUUACCAGAUCAUAUGAAAAUGCAAGUUGCCCCCAUGGAUGAACUUCCUUGCUAUGCGGAAGGAAUUGCUCACAAUGAUGAUGAUGAUGAUGAUGAUGAUGAUGAUGAUGAUGAGGUUGGUGGUAUAGAUACUGAUAGUAAUGCCACUUAUGAAAGGGACAACCUUGGUCAGGUCGUGGGAGUGGCUAAUAUUGCCAAUCAUCUCGAUGCCGAAGUCUGCAGCCACCUUGAUGCUGAAGUCGGGAGCAUUUCAAAUAAUCAGAUGAGUAUCACCCAGUUUUACAAAAGCAGAAAAUCGUUGCGACAUACUCUUUCCUCAGAAAAGAAAGAAACAAGUAGAUCUGAAAUUCCUUCACAAUCUUUUAGUGAUGAAGAUCAGUCUUGCUGUAUAAUUUCGCCUCCUAAAGCCAGGGCCAACGUAGAAUCAACACCCACAAGCUCCAUGGUUAAUUUUCGUAAUAAAAGCCCAUCUCCCUUGAGUAUUAUAGAUUUGACAAAUUCACCUGAUUAUAUUCAACUAUGAUUUCUACAUUUCACAUACUUGACCAACUUGUUGACUGUUGAGCUUCAAUAAUAAUACACAAGCUUGGUAAAGUCCCGGCCUUGUUCUCAUAAGAUUUUAUAUACUUGUUGUGCACUAGUUAUAUUUAGCUAUGAUUUCUACAUUUCACAAACUUGACCAAGUAGUUGACUGUGAGCUUCAAUAAUAAUUCACAAGCUUGGUAAAGUCCCGGCCUUGUUCUCAUAAGAUUUACUUGUUGUGCACGAGUUAAUAAAAUAUCAUUCAUUA